AUGCCAGCUCAAAUGCUGUCGCUGGACAGAAGGCUCAUUGAAUGCAUCCUCCAUGCAAAAUGUCGUGGAUUCGAUCCUGUGUGGGUGUCCAGCCGACAUCGUGGAUUUGUGGAUAACGAAGAUGCCGCGCUUACCUCAUCAAAUAGGCUAUUCUACAUUUGGAUUAGUAUAACCUCAACCAAUCAAAACGGCCAACGGGACGGGCGGGUCUCGAGUCUGGCGCUGCGAUUGGUGGAGGCCUUGGCGACUGUUGACUCGCGUCCGUUCCGUGAGCGGAAGGCUUGGACGACAGAGGCACCUUUGACGUCAAAGGAACGACUGAGCAGCCCCGGACGUCGAUUGUCUCGAGAAGAUUCCCUACCUCUCUCCGGUGGCUCAAGCUUCUAA
Coccidioides immitis RS is the source of this 387-nucleotide messenger RNA. RefSeq lists its product as uncharacterized. The record is from RefSeq and is a predicted model, not a curated record. The transcript is spliced from 2 exons. NCBI's taxonomy places the organism in Eukaryota, Fungi, Ascomycota, Eurotiomycetes, Onygenales, Onygenaceae. The coding region runs from base 1 to 387 and encodes 128 amino acids.